Messenger RNA from Astrephomene gubernaculifera, 1314 nucleotides. The record is from the annotation of a GenBank genome assembly. Lineage: Eukaryota; Viridiplantae; Chlorophyta; Chlorophyceae; Chlamydomonadales; Astrephomenaceae.
CACAAAUACUAACUAGCUGUGUCGGUUAUACCUGCAGCCAUAACAAGCAAAAUCUGCUGUGGUGAUUUACCCAGGGGUGGGACACGACCAACCACAGCCACGCGCGAAACCUGCCCAACACAUCAGCUUGAACCUGACCCAAGGAACAGAACCAAGAUCACAAUGCCUUCAGUACAGUUAUUUAGGCAGGCCGGCAUACAACCAUUUGGAGGAUUGCGGCCCACCCAAGUUGUCCCAUCCCGCUGGCGUACUUGUCGACAAAUUUCCGCCCAUGCGCAUUCCAUGUUAGCUGAAUGUGAACUUCAACGUAGCAACAUCAGCCGUAAUCUCCGCGCGCAUGCACCAUCAGUGGCGCAAGGGCCUUAUGCAACAUUUCAGAUGCCCCCAGCAGGGCAGCUUCUGCCCAAAGGAUUGGCGGUGGCGUCGGUUGCUGCACUGGCAGCCUCCCUCAUACUAGGUCUGCCAGCGGAGGCAGCAGCUCCCGCCGCCGAUACAGCUGCGUUGUCUAUUCCUGGUAUCGUGGGGGACUCGCCUCUCCGUGAGGGUUUUGUAUCUGGCUUCCUGCUCAUUUUCUUUUCCGAAAUUGGCGACAAGACCUUCUUCAUAGCGCUGCUGCUGGCGUUGAGGCAGCCCAAGGGGCUGGUCUUUACGGGCACGUUUGGUGCAUUGGCGGUCAUGACGGUGAUUUCAGUGUUGCUGGGGCAGGUGCUCCACCAGGUGGACGAGCUGGUUCCGGAGAGCGCCGGCAAGCUGCCGUACGACGACCUGCUGGCGGUGGCGCUGCUGCUGUACUUUGGCAUCAAGACACUCCAGGACGCCAAGGACGCUGAUGAGAGCGCUGCUGAAGAGAAGGAGGAGGCCAAGGAGGUGGUGGAGGGCCUCAAAAACGGUGACGACGCGUUGCGGCUCCUGCUGUCGACCUUUGCGCUUGUCUUUGCGGCGGAGUGGGGCGAUAAGUCAUUCCUAGCCACCAUUGCGCUUGCUGCCGCGUCCUCGCCGCUGGGUGUCACGGCGGGUGCUGUCGCGGGACAUGGCGUCGCGACUAGCCUUGCAGUGGCGGGCGGGGGCUUCCUUUCGCAGUACUUUAGUGAGAAGGUGCUGCAGUACAUUGGAGGUUCGUUGUUCCUGGUCUUUGCUGGGGCAACCGUGGUAGACAUAUGCGUGAAGUGAGGGGGUAGCUAGGAAACCGGCCGUGAUGGACAGGACGGGAUGAAGGGCGUGUGCGCCUUUGAGAAGAUACAUGAAAGGGGGGGUUUAAAUGCAGCGAUUAGUUUGGACCUGUACGGGUAUGCGGCAGUGCGAUGUACAGCGGGC